AUGGUUGUAAUGGAAGUGUGCGUGGACUGUGUAGAAUCUGCUGUAAAUGCAGCGGCAGGUGGUGCUAACCGAAUCGAGCUUUGCAGUGCAUUGAGUGAAGGUGGCCUCACUCCCACCCGCGGACUAUUGGAAAUUGUAAAAUCAUAUGUGUCUAUUCCUGUGUUCGCUAUGUUGCGACCUCGCGCAGGCAGCGAUUUUAUGUACAGCCGAUUGGAAGUUGAAGUAAUGAAGAAGGAUGCUAAACUGCUCAUCGAUGCCGGAGCCGAUGGGUUCGUUUUUGGCGCGCUGGACGAAAGUGGAAGAAUUGACGAAGAUGUAUGUAGAGAGUUGUUAAAUUUAGUUUCCCCUUUGCCGGUGACAUUUCAUAGAGCUUUUGAUGUACUUUUAGAUCCAUUAGAAGGCUUAGAAACAUUAGUAAGGUUAGGUUUUACGCGUAUCUUGACUAGCGGCCAAGAAACGAGUGCCGAGAAAGGAGUUGGGUUAAUUAAGAGUUUGAUUUCGAAAUCUGGAAAUAGGAUAAAGAUUAUGCCGGGAGCGGGAAUUACUGAAAAUAAUCUCGCUAACAUACUUAAUGCUACAGGAGCUAUUGAAUUCCAUGCAUCAGCAAGGCGACCUAAAAAACUGUCUGUUAAUCGUGUAGAUGCCAAAUGUCAAAUGGGUUCUGUGGAUGAUUGUGUUCUUCUAAUCACUUGUGAAAAAUUAGUUAAAGAGAUGGUAAGAAUUGCGAAUUGUGAUUAG
This is a messenger RNA of Gryllus bimaculatus (two-spotted cricket), 738 nucleotides long. Lineage: Eukaryota; Metazoa; Arthropoda; Insecta; Orthoptera; Gryllidae. The record is from the annotation of a GenBank genome assembly.